Suillus plorans is the source of this 1581-nucleotide messenger RNA. RefSeq lists its product as uncharacterized. The record is from RefSeq and is a predicted model, not a curated record. The transcript has 7 exons. Lineage: Eukaryota; Fungi; Basidiomycota; Agaricomycetes; Boletales; Suillaceae. The coding region runs from base 1 to 1581 and encodes 526 amino acids.
AUGACUCCGAGUCGGACUGGCAAACGCGCGGCACUACCGAUUGAUGAACUGCCCUCGAAGCGCAUAAGGAAUGACUCGAAUGGGACGUGCCAUGCGCCAUCCCCACUUGAGGAUGCAGGGACGUGGUCUUUCCUAGAGCGAUACCUCAAAGAAGCCAAACUUGCGGUAUUCUCUGGUGACGGCGACGACUACGAAGCUAUGAAUAAUUUGAUGGCCUUAAAAAGAAGGUACAUACCCGAGCCCUCCGUAUCGAGUUCGACGCUCGUAGCUACAUUUGCAUCGAAGCGCAAACAAGUGAAACAUUGUAUUUUCAUCGACAGGGAAGCAGGAGAGGGUGACGAUGAUGAGGAGGAAGAAGAAGAAGAAGAAGAAGAGGGGGAUGAGUAUGACCUCCCUCCGCGUCCACGAAAAGUCACAACCUUGCCGGGACAGUCAGCUAAACAUACGUUGUCUAAGAAGAUCGAUGAGAUCUUCAAUGCAUACGACGCUCAAGCUUGCGCUUCCAAGCCACCAGGAAGGCUCGGACGCAUUCCUUACAGAGCUGCCUGGUCCUCCGACACGAUUGACAACAGGAUGUAUUUGCUUAACGUUCACAGAACUGUCACGGACUACGUCGCAGAACACCUUCGAAGUAAAAAAUUCUCCGUUAUCGUGUCCCCCUGGGUACCGGGACAACUUUACGUAGUCUCAGAGAGUCCCCGGGCCAUCGCAUCAUCACUCCCGAUAUCACACAAACUUUCCGUGAAAGAUUAUUUUCGGAUCUCGGACGAAGAACGUGCGAUAGUCGAACCCAACUGUCCAGUCCAGGAUUUGAAGUCGGCAAACGAGUUGCCGUCUGGUCACCCUCUUGUCUGGGUCUUAGUUGCUUUACGGGACUUUCCCUAUCCUAUGCCUAAGGGGUCUGUGGCAUUGCUGGACCGAUCUCGCCUUCCGGCUGGCAAUGCAGUAUCUGAUAUCAUUCGUGAUGGGGAAGUUGUGGGAUGUUCGUAUAAAGGAGAAGAGUAUUACAAGGGGCUGUUACUAAAGAGUUUUCACCACGAUCUCUUAAAUGUUGUCAACACCCCUCAUCCUGACGAAAUUCGACUGCAUAUUGACUCUGGAUGGGACAGGCCCUCCAUGAAGAUCGCUGAGCGGGCGUUUUCGCUGGAGUUCCUGCGCAUGGGCGAUUCAGCCAGGGUCAUCAUCGGGGAAUUUGGCGCAGAGAUCAGUGAAGUAGUCUCGACAGACCAUACAUUUGGUUCUGUCCGUUUGGAAUACAGCAUCGAGGGAGACAAAAUACAAUCAGAAGUUCGACUCCAGGACGUCGAGCGCGUGUUUUGGGUUGGCGAUACUGUCAGAGUUGUAGCGGGUAUAUACUUAGGUUUAGAAGGUCACAUUGUUCAAAUGACAGACGACAUAUUUCACAUUUGUCAAACCUCUACGAAGGAAGAGGUCAAAGUUUCAAAGUACCAUUUGGAUCGUCGCUCUUUGAAGCACACAUUACAAGCACAGCUGCCAACUCAGCAAUUUUUUGAGCCUCCCCCCGACCCCGAUGAUAUUCAAAUCGGGGAUGUUAUACAAGUCCUUUUGGAGAGCAUAUAG